Messenger RNA from Jaminaea rosea, 951 nucleotides. RefSeq lists its product as hypothetical. The transcript is spliced from 2 exons. Bases 96 to 719 code for a protein of 207 amino acids. Lineage: Eukaryota; Fungi; Basidiomycota; Exobasidiomycetes; Microstromatales. The record is from RefSeq and is a predicted model, not a curated record.
CUCUUCCCCAACGACGUCAUCAAGCGUGACGCUGAAGUCGACGCAACUGUGUGUCAAGAAGAUCUGGGGACGAGAAAGCAGCGUUGCGCGGGGCGAUGAAGUUCUGGGGCACGCCAGGACUGAGGGCGGCUUACAAGGACGUGCAGCUCACGCACAUCCUGAACGCUCUCUUGCUCCAAGACAUGAACAAGGCUGGAUGGCGCCAGCUUAAAGGGCUGACGGCGAGCGAGCGUGGGGGCGCAAUUAGCGAGUGGGCAGAGCUCGAGAAGAAAGCCCCCGUCACCCAGGCGGACGUCUUGACUCCGGAGCAGCUUCAGCGUCUCGCGGCCAAAUCCAAGGAGAGAGGCAAAGAAUUCCGGGCAAAGGGGACGUUCGCCAACGCACCGCUCAAGGCGACGCACGCGGCGAAGGGGACGAUUCUCAGGGUGCUGUGCCGUGGCGCCGCCGACAAAGAAGGCCCCAAGAAGGGCAGCCAGGAGUCGGAGCAGCUGGUCGGGACCCUCUACGCGGCCUUCCGCCACGUCAUCGGCGGGGCCCACUGCGAGUACUGCGGCGUCGAGCUGACGAUGCUGCAGCUCACAAAGGAGGGCGUCAGGCAGCGCAAGGCCUCUGGCGCUGUGGGAAGAGCCAACUUCCCUUUCAACCUCUCGCUCGACCGUCGAGACCCUGGGCGCUUGGGAGGGCACUAUGCCCUGAACAACCUGGCGGUGGUGAGUUGAGCCCGACGCACAGCCUGCGACUGGCCGCAAAUGACGCACAUCUCCUCGCUCCUCUCCUCGCAGUGCUGCAAGGGCUGUGACAUGACCAACUUCGGCUUCAAAGUCGACAACUUCUUGGUCAUGAUGGGCAAGAUCGUCGACGAGGCCGACACGCGGGUCGACGACAAAGGCAACCUCUGCUCUCCUCCUCGGGCCCGCCCGCACAUUGGGCCGCGAAACGACGUGUACCUGC